Molecule: messenger RNA, 2986 nt
Organism: Gasterosteus aculeatus aculeatus (three-spined stickleback)
Lineage: Eukaryota; Metazoa; Chordata; Actinopteri; Perciformes; Gasterosteidae
Gene: eya2
Product: EYA transcriptional coactivator and phosphatase 2
Biological process (GO): multicellular organism development; negative regulation of extrinsic apoptotic signaling pathway in absence of ligand; positive regulation of DNA repair
Cellular component (GO): nucleus
Molecular function (GO): protein tyrosine phosphatase activity
Source: RefSeq, a predicted model, not a curated record
CGCCGGGGAAAGCAAACACGCUCCUGAAGCUGCGCAGGAAGGCUGCAGAUAUCGACGCGAGUGAGUGCGCGCACAAAGCUGUCAGCACCCGGGAGCCUCUCGUGCCUCCUCUUCCUCCUCCUCUUCCUCCUCUCCCUCCUCUUCAUCCUCGCGAACUGCGAGUCAUCGCGAGCGCUCACCUGGCCGCUCGGAGUCUGCGGGGUCCGGUGGGCAUGGGGAGACAACUGCUCUGAUCACAAUCGGAUUUUUUUCCUCCUGCUUUCUAAGAAUGGAUCCUCGGCAUUAGCCAGGUGUGCGUGUGUUUCGGGUUAUUUGAGGAGAACGUUGUCCCGGAGUCCCCCUGUCCCCUGAGAGUUGACGGCUCGGGAGGAACCUGACCAACAGCAGUGUGUGACGGGACACGGAGGAUAAAGCUCUCUCUACAGAGCCAGGGUUCCAUAUAAUCCAUUUCAAAGUCAUCGUACCUACUGCGGAUCCGCCCAUGGCUGCGUACGGACAGACUCAGUACAGCCCGGCCCUCCAGGCCGCUGGGCCGUACACACCGUACCCCCACCACACACAGGGCUACAGCGUGCCCUCCUACAACAUUAAAACAGAAGACGGCCUAAGUCAUUCUCCAGGGCAGACGGGACUACUGGGCUACUCGAACUUCAGCAGCACUCCUCCGGGUCAGAGCCUCUACAGCUACUCGCACACGCACGGUGGGGGUAUUCCGUCUGGAAUUUUUCAAGGCCCUCAUGCGAUCUCAAGUUCAACCACAUUCAACUCCACCCAGCAAGAGUUCUCAGCCUACUCGAGCUACAGUCAGAGUCAGUACUCCCCGUAUUAUAAUUCCCAUCACUACAACGGCCCCUACCUGGCCAGCAGCAACAUCAGCCCCGCUGCCAUCCCAACUCCGCUGGGGUACCAGCAUCCAGAACACCCCGUCAUGCUGCCCAAUCACAGCCCAGAGUCACACACAGGAGAGUACCACGCGCCGCCCAGCCCCCCCACUCCAGGUAAAGAGGAGGUGCCUGCACGAAGAGGGUCAGAUGGGAAGAUGAGAGGGAGGAAAAGAGCCAGUGACCCUGCUCCACCUCUGGAUUCUGAUAUAGAGCGUGUGUUUAUCUGGGAUCUGGAUGAAACCAUCAUCAUUUUCCAUUCGCUCCUCACGGGAACCUUCUCCUCACGGUUUGGCAAGGACUCAUCAAAGGCCGUAUCUCUUGGUUUGUGGAUGGAGGAGAUGAUCUUCAACCUGGCCGACUCAAGACUCUUCUUCAAUGACCUGGAGGAAUGUGACCAGGUUCACAUUGAUGACGUGGCGUCGGACGACAACGGACAAGACCUGAGCACUUACAACUUUGGGUCGGACGGCUUCCAGAGCCCAGCGGGGGCCGGCUCCCUGUGCCUGGGGUCGGGGGUCCACGGAGGGGUGGACUGGAUGAGGAAACUGGCUUUCCGGUACCGCCGAGUCAAGGAGAUCUACAACACAUACAAGAAUAAUGUUGGAGGUUUGCUGGGAAGCCCCAAGCGAGAGGAAUGGCUGCAGUUGAGGAGAGAGAUGGAGGUCCUGACUGACCUGUGGCUGACCCAAGCACUCAAAGCCCUGGCGCUCAUCAACUCGAGGCCUAACUGCGUGAAUGUGCUGGUAACCACCACCCAGCUCAUCCCCGCGCUCUCCAAGGUGUUGCUGUACGGCCUGGGCUCGGCUUUCCCCAUCGAGAACAUAUACAGUGCCACCAAGACAGGCAAAGAGAGCUGCUUUGAGCGUGUUUCUCAGAGGUUCGGUCGGAGGGCCGUGUACGUGGUGAUAGGAGACGGAGCCGAAGAAGAGUCCGUGGCCAAGAAGAAGAACAUGCCGUUCUGGAGGGUGUCCUGUCGAGCCGAUCUUGAGGCUCUGAGCCAUGCACUGGAGCUGGACUACCUCUAGAGGGCGCCGGCUGUCACGCUCUGUCCCCCCUCUCCUCCCUCCCUCCUCCUGUUAGAAGCUCCUGAACUCCUGAGUGCAGCUAGCAGGUGAAGCUGCUCCAAGAAACUGAUACAGUCUCACUUCAGAUUCGGCAGAAAGGCCCUCAAGACGAGCUCCAAAGGCGGACAUUUUCCCUUUAAGGCCAAAGGAAGCGGGUGGAUUUUGAAGCGAGGCCGCGCUACAUCCGAGACACAUGAACCCCAAUGUGCUGGACAAAAAGAAAAAGACCAAAGACAAAUAAGGGACCAAAGCUUCAUAACUAACCCCAGGGAACUAUGGUUGAUACUGCAAAUAUUAUUUUUUAAGACCUCUUCCUUUUUUUAAAUUCUGUUCAUCUCAACCUCACGAAAGGUGUUCCGCUUUAGUACAAAGAGUGAUGCACUGAAUGCAAAAUUGUACAUCCUGUUCAUUAAACACAGUGAGUACGUCUGCAUGGAUACAAAUUUAGAUUUUUUUGUUGUUGUUGUUUUAUUGUGUUUUUUGUAUAAACCCAUUUUCAACUCACCAAUACUAUUUUAAAGAUAAAAUCAGAAACACAAAGUUACAACAGCACAUUAAUUCAUGUUGGCCAUAACAAAUGUCAAAUAAUAUUCUCCUUAUCUAGAGGCUAUUUAAAGUAGUCUGAUUGUAUUUUACCAUUAUAAUGUGAGCUAUUUAUUAUUGGUUAAAUUGACAACACAAUGAGGUAAAAAAACGUUUGGGAUCGCAGGAUAAAAAUAUCCCCUUCAAAGACCAAAUCUAUGCUCUUGUAAAAAUGUUUUGACAAGAAUUGUCUUGAAGAUGUUGUAUUAUAGGCCGGUGCUUGAAUCCUUACUUUUGAUUCUGGGUUGUACAUGUUGUUGUGUUCUAACACGUCUUCUUCUCUCUCCCGGUGUAAUUUCCUUAUAACCUGUUUGUAAUAUAAAUGAACUGGUUGUGCAUGUGCCGAUUAUACUGCCUGUCAGCUUAGCUAUGAUUUGUAUAUAAUGCUUUAUUGUUGAUUUGUUUUGACAGACAGUUAAAAUAGAUUAAUACAAAAUAAAUUAAUUGAAAUCUUGG